CACGAGGAUUACUCUGUUACUCCUAGCUAUCGGUAGGAGGCUGGAAAAUUUGAUCCUGGGGUGUAUAUAAGAGCUCAAUGAAUACUUCCAUGUUUUAUGGGAAGCACGUAUGUGCGCAGCUUCACAUCAGACCCCCCCCCAGAUGACAGUGAUGAUAGUUGUCUCUGUGACAGUGCAGGCAGCGAUGAGGAAUAUUUACCCAAGCCAGGUUAUGAUGAGAGCAGCAGUGAGAGUGACAUGAGCAGCAGUGAAGAAGAAAAUGUUCCUAAGCCAGAUGGUGAUGGGAGCAGCAGUGAGGAGGAGGUUGUCACCACCAGUGGCCAAGCAGCAAGACAGAAGCAAAAGAGACCAAACAAAGAAAAAGUGGCGUGGAAGACUGUGAAACAGACUCAGAGCUCUGCAAAAAAUGUGCCCAUGUGGCAAGGUGCUCUCCCAGACAAUGUCUCAAGACUGCCUAUUGAAUAUUUCAGACAGUUUUUUGAUACUGAACUCUUAACUCUAAUUGUGAAUCAGAUUAAUCUGUACAGCACACAAGAAAAUCCAAAUCAUGCCUUGAAAUUAGACCAGAAGGAAUUGGAGCAGUUUAUUGGAACUGUUUUAUACAUGAGUGUUAUCCGCUUGCCUUGCUCUAGAAUCUACUGGUCUAAUGCAUGUCGUGUCGACCAGGUGGCCGAUAUGAUGCCCCGUGACAGGUGGGAAGAAAUUAAGCAUUGCAUUCAUUUCAGUGACAACACGGCACCCAACAACAGUGACAGGCUGUUCAAAAUUAGGCCAUUAAUUGAUUCCCUGCUCCCCAAAUUCCAAGCUCUGCCUCAAGAACAGAUGAUGUCAAUUGACGAACAAAUGGUGCCAUUCAAAGGCAGAUCUGUUCUAAAACAGUACAUCCUGAAAAAGCCGUACAAAUGGGGCUACAAAAUCUUUGUUUUGUGUGACACAAAAGGCCUGGUACACUCAUUUGAUGUUUAUGCAGGGAAAUCUAAUCCUCCACCGGGUUCACAAGACGUUGGGGCAAGCAGGAAUGUUGUGCUAAAACUUGCACAAGUUAUUGAAGGCUCUGUCAACCACCUGCUGUACUUUGAUAACUGGUUUUUCUCGCUCGAUUUGUUUGUAGCUCUUGCAAAGAGAGGGAUACCAGCCCUCGGCACUGUUUGGCAAAAUCGCCUGCGAGACUGCAGUUUCAGCAAAGAUGAAACACUCAAAAAGAAGGGAAAAGGGACAUUUGAGGAGCCAGUGGCGGUUUCUGAUAUGGGCGACAUGGGCAGCCGCCCAGGGCGGCAUUUCAUCUAGGGCGGCAUGACCGCCCCCCUCCCCCCAACG
Molecule: messenger RNA, 1317 nt
Organism: Archocentrus centrarchus (flier cichlid)
Lineage: Eukaryota; Metazoa; Chordata; Actinopteri; Cichliformes; Cichlidae
Product: piggyBac transposable element-derived protein 3-like
Exons: 3
Coding region: 97-1287 (396 amino acids)
Source: RefSeq, a predicted model, not a curated record